UUAAUUUUGUAGUGGAGAAACUUUCUACCUAACCUUGAAUUGGAAGUAAUUAAUCUGCACUGUGAUGACAUACUGAAAGGCAAAUAUCAAAUGAAGAACCAAUGGAUAACUGCCUUCCCAGUAAUGAAUAUGCUCAAUUAAAAUCAUGCUUGUGGGUUAAUAUCAAUAUUUGGCAAUAUCUGUUUCUGUUAAAAGACAUUUUCAAAGACAAAUACAUGCAGUCUCAUUACAGAUCAAUGUUUUUUUGUUUGUUUGUUUUUAAGCAAAAGUGCUCUCAUUCUGCACCCAGGCUGGAGUACAGUGGCACAAUCAUGACUCACUGCAAGCCUGUAUCUCCUGGCCCCAAGCGCUUCUCCUACCUCAGCCUCCUGAGUAGCUGCGACCAUAGGUGCAUACCACCACACCUUAGGUUUUAUUUUUUUAAUUUUUGUAGAGACAGGUUCUCCCUAUGUUGCCCAGGCUGGUCUCGGACUCUUGGGCUCAAACAAUCCACCUGUCUUGGCCUCCCAAAGUGUUGUGAUUACAGACGUGAGCCACUGCGUUUAGCCUGCAGAUCAAUAUUAACAGAUGAGGCCAGGCGUGGUGGCUCAUGCCUGUAAUCCCAGCACUUUAGGAGGCACAGGUGGGCUGAUCACUUGAGAUUAGGAGUUCAAAAACAGCUGGGCCAACAUGGUGAAACC
Messenger RNA from Pan troglodytes (chimpanzee), 680 nucleotides. RefSeq lists its product as uncharacterized. The transcript has a single exon. The record is from RefSeq and is a predicted model, not a curated record. Lineage: Eukaryota; Metazoa; Chordata; Mammalia; Primates; Hominidae. Bases 102 to 599 code for a protein of 165 amino acids.